AUGGGCGCGGUCAAACCUGAUGCCCAUAUGGGCAAGAUCUUGGCCUCGUCAACCACAGGCACCAGCUUCUUGAUUCUAAUUCAAUUGGCCUCCCGAAUCUUCACGUUUGCGUCAAAUCAACUGAUUCUACGCACCCUUUCACCUGUCGUGCUAGGGGUAGCAACGCAACUGGAGCUCUUCCAGGUUUCAAUACUGUAUUUUUCACGAGAAAGCAUUCGAAUGGCCAUUCAACGCCAGCCUAUUUCACCACUGUCCAGCAAUGACCCAGUCUGUGAAGCAAAGCCAGCCGCAGAGAAACAGUCUGUGAUGUCUCAAACCGUGGUGAACGUGUCUUACUUGAGCCUCGUCCUCGGCAUUCCUGCGAGCCUUAUGUUCGCUAUGAUGUACCUGCGAGUCGUCCCAGAGGAAGCGUCGAAUAUCGCAUUCUUCUAUCCGAGUGUGAUACUGACAGGGGCUGCUUCUCUUAUGGAGCUCACAAUUGAGCCUUUUUUCUCAGUAGUGCAGCAACAUAUGCUUUACGAGACGCGUGCUGCGGUUGAAAUGCCAGCCGCAUUUCUGAGAAGUGCAGUGACGUCCUUGACUUUCAUACAUGCUUCUCGAGUUGGUCGUAAUCUCGGCGUGCUACCGUUUGCUCUUGGUCAUCUCAGUUACUCGCUCGCCCUCGUCUGCGGCUACUCGCUAGCGUUACUGAACAGACCCAGCACAGGGCGCUUCUCUUUCUUAUUGACACGCGUGCAGUCCAGCGACUCAUCUGGUUACAUAUUGGGACUGUUUUCACGCCCAUUGACGUCGCUUGCUGCCAAUGUCUUUCUCCAAUCUCUAGUGAAGCAUUUGCUCACGCAGGGCGAUACUAUGAUGCUUGCCGCCCUUUCAGGACUAGAAGACCAGGGUAUUUACUCUCUUGCAUCGAACUAUGGCGGCCUCGUUGCACGGAUCAUCUUCCAGCCAUUGGAGGAGAGCAGCCGGAACCUGUUCUCGGUCUUGCUGAGCCGUGACGAGAAUGGGAAUCUGAAGGAUAUCCAUAUCCGCACUGCGAAAGAUCAUCUCAUAGAUAUUUUACGUGCGUAUCAAUUGCUGUCGGUCAUCAUCUUUCCGUUGGGCCCAAUGAUGGUGCCACAGUUGCUGCACAUCCUUGGAGGUCGUCAAUGGGCUUCCCCCAAAGUCGGGGAUCUUCUCUCCAUAUAUUGCUACUAUAUUCCCUUUCUGGCGUUCAAUGGAAUCACCGAAGCUUUCGUGUCCUCCGCAGCAAACUCGCAACAGAUACGGAAGCAAACAGGUUGGAUGGGUGUCUUUUCCGUCUGUUAUGCCUUAGCGGCGUAUAUGUUUCUCGAAGUAGGGCACCUGGGAGCCUACGGACUGGUCCUAGCCAACAUUGUGAACAUGGCCGUUCGGACCUGUUGGAGCUACACCUUUAUUAAAUCGUACCUGCGACGAAACGAACACAGCCUGUACGCAGCCGAAGUGGCCAUCCGACCUGCUAGCUUCAUCACCUGUGCUCUGGCGAGCUGGCUCACAAGCGGACGCAGUUUCGGCAAACCAGAAUUGGGAUUGAUCAAAGCAUGCUCCCUAAGUGGCAGCUAUGCUCUUCUGAUGUAA
This is a messenger RNA of Penicillium bovifimosum, 1596 nucleotides long. RefSeq names its product oligosaccharide translocation protein RFT1. Bases 1 to 1596 code for a protein of 531 amino acids. Gene Ontology annotation, cellular component: endoplasmic reticulum membrane. Lineage: Eukaryota; Fungi; Ascomycota; Eurotiomycetes; Eurotiales; Aspergillaceae. The record is from RefSeq and is a predicted model, not a curated record. The transcript has 2 exons. Gene Ontology annotation, biological process: dolichol-linked oligosaccharide biosynthetic process; glycolipid translocation.